AGGUCGGCAAUGUGGGAACCGUUAAGUUUGUAAGCUAGAGGUCCUAACAGUAAAUAUGUAAUUUUGGAACAAGAGUUACAAACGCGAUCAGAAUAAAAAAACUGAACUCGUAACUGUCGCGAUAAAAGCUACUGUCUCUAAGAUAACUAACUAUCCGUCCCACAUUUGUUAAAAUCUAAUCUCGGUGCUCCACGUGAAUGGUAUAAAAACACCGUGCAAUGCACCAUCGUUACCUUUUAGCCAUCAUGUUCAAAAUCGUGCUGAUUGCAGCGAUCGCCGCUCUUGCCAUUGCAAGCCCGAGAUUUCGUCCAGUAGUUCCUCAACUGGAUGGAAGAAUAGUUGGAGGAGUCGACGUGAACAUCGAAGAUUACCCUCACCAAGUUUCUCUUCAAUUCUUAGAUGUUCACGAUUGUGGCGGAUCGAUCAUUGCACCCAACCUAAUUUUGACAGCUGCUCACUGCACUGAUCAUCUGGUCCAAUUCCUAAGCAUCCGUUACGGAAGCAGUUUAAUGGAGGAGGGUGGUUCGGUAAUAAAAGUUGCCCAAAAAUUCGAUCAUCCCAGUUACGAUCCAAUUACCUUCGAUUAUGACCUCUCGAUCCUGAAACUGGUCAGCGACAUUAAGGCGUCACCCAAGGCACAGAUUAUUGAUUUGGUACCAUACAACACUGAGGAAGGCGGUCGUAGAGCCUUCGUAUCAGGAUGGGGUGCCCUUUACACUGACGGGCCAUCACCAAAACAAUUGCAAGUAGUUGAACUCAACGAGGAAGACAGAGAGGCAUGCAAAAAGGCAUACGGUGGCAAAAAGAUCACCGACAGAAUGAUCUGCUUUAACAACCCCGGUAAAGAUUCGUGUCAGGGUGAUUCCGGUGGUCCACUAGUCGCUAGCGGUGCUCAGGUUGGUGUCGUGUCAUGGGGAUACGGAUGCGCUGACGCUAAAUAUCCCGGUGUAUAUUCACACGUAGACAACGCGCAGCUGAGAAUGUACAUUGAAGAUAUUUUAAGAAAGCAUGCUAGCAAAUAAGAUCUAAACAAAAAGUUUGUUCAUUAGAAGUUUAACUGUUU
Molecule: messenger RNA, 1063 nt
Organism: Photinus pyralis (common eastern firefly)
Lineage: Eukaryota; Metazoa; Arthropoda; Insecta; Coleoptera; Lampyridae
Product: trypsin alpha-like
Exons: 4
Coding region: 219-1022 (267 amino acids)
Biological process (GO): proteolysis
Molecular function (GO): serine-type endopeptidase activity
Source: RefSeq, a predicted model, not a curated record